This is a messenger RNA of Talaromyces stipitatus ATCC 10500, 1290 nucleotides long. RefSeq lists its product as uncharacterized. The coding region runs from base 1 to 1290 and encodes 429 amino acids. The transcript has 2 exons. NCBI's taxonomy places the organism in Eukaryota, Fungi, Ascomycota, Eurotiomycetes, Eurotiales, Trichocomaceae. The record is from RefSeq and is a predicted model, not a curated record.
AUGUCCGCCACACUCCGAUUCCCAUUCCAAGCCUCGCUAGAUGGAUCUUCUUUGGUGGAGACGGAUGGCUGUCUUUAUUAUGGACUUGAUAUCUCUCAUGGAAUAGUUGCCGCUGAGUUGCCGGCUCAGGGACUUUUGACUCCGGAUUCUUCAUCAUCAGAGUCGGAUCCAGAACCAGGGUUAGGGUUGGGAUUGAAUCUUGACGGUGAUGGUUGCGAGAAACGAGGACAGAAUCAGCAACUAGAUACGAACGGCAUGUCUCAUCCGCCGCGUUGGGAUAGUUUGAGGGAUACUCAGGCGGAGGAGAGCUUCACUCCACGACCAGCGCCGAUUCCGAUGCAUCCACAUCGAAUUUAUACGUCGGAUCAGCAGCGGUUUGCUAGGGAGCAUGAAAUGACAGCAACAGAGGUGGAAGAAGAGGAGAAUAAUAUGAUUUGCGAAUCGCCGUCGACGAGCACAUUGACCAAUCCAUUGGAGGAAACACUCACAUUGACUGAAACUGAGAGGACGAUACGAUUGCCUGUCCCUUUGACUAAUCAACUGCCUCGGUACUAUGCUACUCCUCUGAUCAAAGACGACCCCUUGUCGACGCCCGUUGCCAUAUACGGUCUUGAGAAACCGUCGGAUCAUAUCCCCAAAAAAAAGGCUCCUGCUGUGCUGAGACAACGGAAUAGCAAUCCGUCGGCCGCACAGGCUCGGCCGUCGUCGAGGCAUCUUCAUCCACCGUCGCCGUUGUCGUCGACAGUCAGUUUGAAUGAUCGAGUUGAGGAACAGCGCAGGCCUUCCACGUCGUCUACAAGGAGGCUGUCAAUGUUUUUGGGAAGGACAUCGAACCCGAAUGGGCUGCCUUCAACAGGUGUGUCCAGACCUGCAAUAGGCUCGAUAUCGUCGUCUGGAUCGUCAGCAACUACUUCCACCAUGAGGUCAGCAGUUACUACUGCCAGCGAGGCCUCGACGGCAUCCUCUAUACCCACACCAACAUUUACUCAAUCCCCUACCACACUUGACGGCAAUCAGAAACCAGCAUCGCCUUCACCGCUAGACCACAACACCCUCCGCCGCAAAACGACCCCUAUAAAUCCCAAUGAACCCACACCCAUAUCAAGACAAACAUCCCGACGAAACACAAUCUUCAACUUUUCAAAACCCAAGAUCUUGCCAAUGAUGUACCAUCGAUCCGGUAUACAAAGUAGCGAUAAUCUGAGCACUAUUCGAGCAGUCACAAAUGAUCAAACCAUCUUCGCCAUCUUCGCCAUCGUCGUCGAGACAGAUACCUUUUUCGCCGGAUAG